GCAGCCACCCUUGAAAGAGUGCAUAAUAGCUCACUGAUCGAGCACUCUUGUACCGAAGAUGAACGGGGCUAAGCGGUCUGUCGAAGAUGUGGGAUGUAAAAAUACAUUUCUAUGAAAGAACUCCACCUUAGAGAGAAGCCUUCGCGCGAGAGGUGGUGGACAAAGCGGAAGUGAGAAUGUCGGCUUGAGUAACACAAACAUUGGUAAGAAUCCAAUGCCCCGAAAACCUAAGGGUUCCUCCGCAAGGUUCGUCCAUGAAGGGUGAGUCAGGGCCUAAGAUCAGGUCGAAAGGCGUACUGGAUUGACAAAAGGUGAAUAUUCCUGUACUACCCCUUGUUAGUCUCGAGGGAAUGGAGAGGCUAGGUUACCUGAAAGAUGGUUAUCGGUUCAAGAACGCGAGAUGUCCCUACUUUUUCAGGAUAUGAAGGGUUAGAGAAAAUUCCUCGAGCAAAUGUUUGAAUACAAUGUGCAACAGAGCUGAAAUAACCCAUGCCAUACUCCAAGGAAAAGUUCAAACUAUGAUAAGCAAGAGGGAUCCUAUACCCGAAACUAACACAGGUUGGUAGGUAGAGAAUACCUAGGGGCGCUAGACAACUCUCUCAAAGGAACUCAGCAAAAUAGCCCCGUAACUUCGGGAGAAGGGGUGCCUCCUCACAAAGGGAGUCGAAGUGACCAGGCCCGGGCGACUGUUUACAAAAAAACACAAGUCACUGCAAAGUCGUAAUACCAUGUACGGGGGCUAACGCCUACCCAGUGCCAAAAGGUCAAGGAAGUUGGUAAGCUGAUGACAGGGGUGCGAACGACUGAAGCCCCGGUGAACGGCAGCCAUAAUAUAAUUGUCCUAAGGUAGCAAAAUUCCUUGUCAGGUAAGUUCUGACCUGCACGAAAGGCGUAACAAUCUGGGCAGUGUCUCAGAGAGAGGCUCGGUGAAAUAGACAUUUCUAUGUAGAUGCGGAGUACCUGCACCUGGACAUAAAGACCCUAUGAAGCAUCACUAUUCCUUGGGAUUGACUUUGAGCCUUUCCUGCAUCGGUUAUGUGGAAGGCGAAGAAGGCCUCCUUCCGGGGGGUCCGAGCAAUUAGUGAGAUACAAUUCUUGAAGGUUUAGAAUUCUAACCUUAUGUCAGGAGCUACGAGUCAAGGGACAGUCUCAGGUAGACGGUUUCAAUGGGGAGUUGGCCUUCAAAAAGGUAACGGAGGCGUGCAAAGGUUUCCUCGGGUCAUACAUUGAUUGGCCCUCGAGUGAAAAGACAGAAGGGAGCUUCACAGCAGUACUUACUUGUCGAUAAUGGAUGAUAGUCGGCCUUCGUGAUCCGACGGUGCCGAGUGGAAGGGUCGUUGCUCAAUAGAUAAAAUUUACUCUAGAUAUAACAGUCUGAUCUUCACAAGAUCUCACUUCGAUGGGAAGGUUUAGCACCUCGAUAAUAGAUCUUCGCCACCUAGGGCUAUACUAUGUUCCAAGGGUUGGGCUAUUCGCCCAUUAAAGCGGUACGUGAGCUAGGUUCAGAACGUCGUGAGACAGUUCGGUCCAUAUCCAUUGUUGGCGUUAUAGCAUUGAGAGGACCUUUCCCUAGUACGAGAGGACCGGGAAGUAUGCACCUUUUAUGUACCACUAAUCGUAACCACGGUAAAUAAUGGGUAGCAAAGUGCGGAAAGGAUAACUGUUUAAAGCAUCUAAGUAGGCCCACCCCAAGAUGAUUGCUUUCCAAACUUGACUUCCGCAGAGCUUUCGGUAGCACAGACGAGACAACGACGGGUUCUCUGCCCUUGCGGGGAUGGAGCGACAAAUGUUUUUUUGAGAAUUCUAGAGAAGGUCAAGGCAAGACGAGCCGUUUAUCAUUACAAUAGGUGUCAAGUGGAAGUGCAGUGAUGUAUACAACUGAGGCAUCUUAACAGACCAGUAGACUUGAACCUUGUUCCUACAUGACGUGAUCAAUUCGAUCAGGCACUCACCAUCUAUUUUCAUUGUUUAAAUAUUCACAACCCUAAAAAACCAUUAUUUAUCUCUUUGAAAACAUGAAAAAUCAAAAAGAUUUGCCCUCCCUCUCGAUAUAUCCAAGGGAUGGAAAGGGAGAGACCUUUGGUGUCAUGUCCAUUUAUGAAUUGGGGCCUCUCAAUCACUAGACAAUAUGCUUUUCUCUCAUGCUUUUAUUCAUUUAUGGUUCUAUAUUUUGAUGUCCUAGGUGUAGACGAACUACACCAAUACAUCCCAAACUUGGUGGUUAAACUCUACUACGGUGACGAUACUUUGGGGAAGGUAGUGCGGAAAUAUAGCUCGAUGUCAGGAUGAUAAAAAUCUUAACACCUCUCAUUCUUAUUACUUUUUUAAAUAUGAAAAUGAAAAAAAUGAAAAAGAAAAAGGUCGUUUUAUUCAAAACCCCAAUUAUGACAUCCCUUCUCUCCCACUUCACACCUUUGAACACACCCUUCUUAUAGACUUAUAGAGAUAAACGUGCUUUCACGUCUUCUUAACCCGAAAUGGAUGGGGAGAGAAAAGGUUCCUUUUUUUAGGGUACUCCCGGGAACAGAUCCAGUGGAGAAGGGGUGGGGCGUGUAGGUUAGAGGAUUAGAGCAUGUGGAUAUGAACCAUGGUGUCGGGGGUUCGAAUCCCUCCUCGCCCAUAACUUGUCCAAGAGGGAAUUACCUUUCCCUCUGGGGGUUAGAAAAUCAUGAUCGGAAUAGCAAACCAAAAGCUAUGGAACUUGGGUGUGGAUCUUUUAUCGAAAUGGAAUGUCUUUUUAUCUUUUUAUUUAUCAUUAAUGGGGGAAUCAUUACACAUAGUAUGCCCGAUCAGCAUAUUUUUUUGUUUUAUGCCCCGUAACUCUUCCUUGGCCAGUCUUGGGCAGAAUAGUAGAGCAUGCAUUAGGACCAUAAGAAAAAAUCCUUCCUCGUCAUUAAUAUCUUUGCUCGCUGCAAUUGUGACCUCUCGGGAGAAUCGAUGACUUCAUCAAAGAUGCAGUGCUUGUACGUCUGAGACUUCUUAAUUGUCUAGUUGUAAAUAUCCCCAGGGAUAUGGAACGAAGGACUAUCUCGUGCUUAGACCGAGGUACUGAUGGUGAUUUUCUAAUCUCGCAGGACAAAAUACGAUACGAUGAGAUAGAAUGCAAUAGAAAAAAAGACAGGGAACGAGUUACCUACUCUUAACGGCCAAAGCGAGCUCCUUUAUUCUCAUUCUGAAUUACAGAAUUCAUAAUCAAUCAAAUCACCCCAAGUAGGAUUCAAACAUAUGACAAAUAUCUUCAUAGACGACCGCUCUACCACUGAGGUACUGAGGAACAACAUGAGAUUCGAUCUCAAAGAGUUCAAUUCCUGUUCCCAACCCAUGACCAAUAUGAGCUUGAAACUUCCUUUGUAACUCCAAAACUUCUUUGUAGUGAUUCCCUUACAUUCCUCAUUUCACAGGGAACCUCAAAGUGGUUCUAUUUCAUUAUAUUCCAUGCAUAUCAAAAUUCGAUUAAUUUAAUAUCCUUUUGUUGUCAUUGACAUAACAGAUGUUUUUUCUAGUCUAUCUAUGUCUAUUUUUUUCUAUGUAUGGAAAGUUCAAAAAUCAUCAUAUAAUAAUCCAGAAAUUGCAAUAGAAAAGAAAUAAGGGAGGUUUAUGAUGAUUUUUUAAUCUUUUAUACUAUGUAAUCUAGUAUCCUUAUGCAUGAAGAUAAUAAAUUCCGUCGUUGUGUUCGGACUCUAUUGUGGAUUUAUGACCACAUUCUCCAUAUGGGCCUCCUAUCUCUUCCUUCUCCGAGCUCUGGUUAUGUAAGAAGGAACUGAGAAGAAGGUAUCAGCAACAACUGGUUUUAUUAUGGGACAACUUAUGAUGUUCAUAUCGAUCUAUUGUGCGCCUCUCCAUCUAGAAUUAGGUAGACCUCAUACAAUAACUGUCUUAGCUCUACCAUAUCUUUUGUUUCAUUUCUUCUAGAACAAUUCCAAACACUUUUUUGAUUAUGGAUCUACUACCAGAAAUUCAAUGUGUAAUCUCAACAUUCAAUGUGUAUUUCUGAAUAAUCUUAUUUUUCAAUUAUUUAACCAUUUCAUUUUACCAAUUUCAAUGUUAGCCAGAUUAGUCAACAUUUAUCUCUUUCGAUUCCCCAACAAGAUCUUAUUUGUAACAAGUGGUUUUGUUGGUGGUUAAUUGGUCACAUUUUAUUUAUGAAAUGGCUUGGAUUGGUAUUAGUUUGGAUACGACAAUAUCAUUCUAUUAGAUCGAAUAAGUACAUUCGAUAAAAUAAUUACCUUGUAUUAGAAUUUAGAAAUUAUAUUGCCCGGAUCUUUAGUAUUCUCUUAUUUAUUACAUGUGUCUACUAUUGAAGCAUA
Messenger RNA from Solanum lycopersicum (tomato), 4307 nucleotides. The record is from RefSeq and is a predicted model, not a curated record. NCBI's taxonomy places the organism in Eukaryota, Viridiplantae, Streptophyta, Magnoliopsida, Solanales, Solanaceae.